CAUUAUCCUGCUCUUGUUUUAUUAUUUUCGCAUCGCUCCAAUUUUUACUUUUUUCUCUCGGAUCGUUUCAAAGUCAUCGUGUCAUAGGUUAUUAAACUGCUCUUGAUAUCGUGUACAACGUCACAUUAUAUUACAAGAGGCUGAUAAUAAUAUGCAAAAAGAUAUCAACGAUAUUGAAAUAACCUUCGCAUUUUGAAACAUGUAGCGGCAAUCUAUGUGUAACUAUAGAAUAUAAAUUACAUUUUUUUUAUUAUUAUUAUUAUUUAAUUUGUACUUUACAAUUUGUCCAGCUGAACAUUCGCUAAAAUUUUUCUAGCUUAAUUGCUACAUAACAUGUGGAUGGCUACCCUCAGCGGGUUACCAUCUUCGAGUUUGUCCAUUUUAUUUCAUAUAAAUUAGACGCUAGCAUUGUAGACGCAUCAAAGAACGCUAAAGCGUACCCCAUGUAGAUUUGAGCCAACGAAAUAGUACAAAUAAAAUGGAAAGUAGAGAAUAUUUUCCUAAAGCUGAUAUAAUAAUUGUUUGUCAAGUAUACAUAGGAAUGUUGGUAUUAUUUAGUGGAAAAUCUAAUAACCGGUUAACUACGUUCUUUAAAAUAGAACUUAUUAUAAUGAGGUAGUAUUCAUUCAGAAAAUAUGGCUGUAAUACUUAUCUUAUCGUGUAUGAUUAGUCAACAAUAUUCGUUUCAGCGAACACUGGUCGCGUUAAAGUGUGAUCGCCUACUUACGUACACUCGCGUGUCGUAUAAAACAUAUUGGAAAUCAGUGUAAGAAGUUUACAUAAGAAGCACGAAACAAGCAAAGCCAAUCAUUGAAAUUUAGAAAGUGUGGCCGCUCGGUCUUCUUACUUAAUCGGUUCGUUCAGUCACGAAGGUACGCGUUACGAAAAUAUUUAAGAAUUUUUCCACAAGUGUAGGGUAAAGAACGAAAGAUGAGCAGUAAGGAUUUGUGGAUACGCGACGUGAUUACAAGUUAUGGAUUGUUAAUGCUUAUUUUCGUUAGCAUGGUGAUUUUAAUAUUGCGAAAAUGGCCAAAUUUGAGACAGUACGUUUACAAGGUUCACUUAACCGGAUUCGAAGUGGAGUGUGCCGAACUUAUGGUACCUUAUAAGAAGCAUUUAUUCAAGUCGUUACAGUACAUUGUUUCAAGCGACAAAGUAUUACGAUCCAUGGGUUGCAUACGUCUGCUCGAGAUUGGCGUUAAAACGGGUGAAAAUAUACAAUUUUACUCGGACAGUACGCACUUGAUCGGAGUUGACCGAAAUCUGAAACUACCUGAAUAUUUGAUAAACGGGAAUCGCUCUUGGCAAUUCUCACAUAUCAUUAUCGAACGUCUAAUAGUUGGCGAUGGUAGCUGUUUGAAAGAGGUACCCACUGGAUAUGUAGACGUAGUUGUGACAACAAGAUCGUUAUGCUCGGUGAAAUCAUUGCAGUCGACGCUUCGAGAGAUCCACAGGGUAUUAACGCCGGGUGGUCAAUAUUUAUUUAUAGAACAUGUACCUGAGAAUGAAGGAACGUUUGUACGAUGGUUGCAAAAAGUGUUAUCACAAACAAAAAUAUGGCCAUCGCUUUUUGGAGGUUGCCACUUAGAUAUCGAUCCUAUUCUGAAUAUUAAAGAUGUUGGUUUUCAUCAUGUUACAUGGGAUAUAUUUACUCUUGACGGUUACGUAUCCCACCCUUUCCAUUUGAUUCUUUCAAGGCAACAUAUAUUGGGCGUAGCGAUUCGAUAGUUAAACUUAACAAAAUGAAAAAUAUUACAAACAUUUAUAUAUAUAAACAAUAAAAGCAUGCAUAUAUUAACAAAUGGAUAAUGUAUGGAAGCAAAGACAGAAUUAAUUACUAAAAUGAAAUUAGCAUAUGUAAGUACACUGUAUUCAAGCAAGUGUACCUACAUAUUCAUAAUAUCAAUUAAUUCACAAAUAAAGUGUUAUUCAUUUACGAAGUAUAA
Molecule: messenger RNA, 1946 nt
Organism: Bombus pyrosoma
Lineage: Eukaryota; Metazoa; Arthropoda; Insecta; Hymenoptera; Apidae
Product: methyltransferase-like protein 7A
Exons: 3
Coding region: 931-1728 (265 amino acids)
Molecular function (GO): S-adenosylmethionine-dependent methyltransferase activity
Source: RefSeq, a predicted model, not a curated record